ACCCAAUGGCUCUACCUCGCUCUUUUUUUAACCAAUCAAGGGUGGUUGCUAAUGGGAAGUUGAGUAGGAUCGGUUUGAUUGUUAUGGAGGUCUUUAUGCCGGUCUGAGGUACCGUUAGCAAUGUGCGCUGCUCAUGAAGAGGUAGAGAGUGGAGGUUUUGAUGAGUAUCGCAGGAAGCGAUGGGUUAAGGCAUUUGAGGCAUGUGAUGAAGGCAACAAAGGAUAUUUAAACAGAGAGGACUACAAGAUUGCAGUAGUGAUGUUGUUUGGCUAUAAGCCCUCAAAGGUGGAGGUGGAUUCAGUCAUGGCGUCUGUGAAGCAAAAUCAAUCUGGUGUAUCACGUGAACAAUUUAUAAAUCUUAUGAGUACAAAGAAGGCUGCACAUUUUUGCCACAGUGAAGUAAGGCAGCUCUUCACUGCUUUUGACAGACAAUGUAAAGGAUUUUUGUCUUUAGAAGAUUUCAAAAAAGCCUUCCAUGUUGUUGCACCCAAGUUGCCAGAAAGGAUUGUAGUUGAAGCAUUCAGACAGUUCAAGCAAAACUUCUGUAGUCGUAAAUGGGAUGUGAAGUUUGACACCGAAUGAAGAUAUCCAGUGAAGAAGGAGGACAUUAAAGAUUCAGAACUUGUCAGAAAGCCUCCAUAGUUAAACAGGAAUUGCUAUGGCAUUUCACUGCUGUACUUCAGAGCAGCUCAGAUUCCUGAAGAUUAUUGUUACCUCCAGAUUUGAAUGAUAUCAUUUCUCAUUGAAACGGCAAUCUGCCAUCUCUCACUUGAGUGACUUGUUCAUACUGUUUCUUUUGGCUUCAGAUGGGGGCCUUCAAACUGUAGUUAUAUGCUACCACUGCUAAAUAUUUUCAAUUUUCAGCACAUGUAAAAGCUCUGUUUUCAAUACCAAUAACAGGAAAUCCCGGGGGGAGGGGGAACCUGUGAAAGAGUGGUUUUGCUUCCUGUUGAAGCCCCACAAGAAGCAUAGCAGAUCCAUCAGAACAGUAAACACUACAUCCUGACACUUGAAAGCCAGAACUUGGGGAAUGUCUCCUUUUCAACUGACUUUUGAGGUAAGGCUGGCUCUUAAGUGUAAGAACUAAUGCAACCUGACUAGGAACUAUCUUUUUGGAAGAUCUGAACAGGGGUUGAAAAGAGACAAUGAAAGAUGUAAGACCACAUCUGAUACUCGGCUGUGGGGAUCUCUUCUCUCCUUCAGUUUUCCUUUCCUUAAGCAAAUAUUUUCAUGUUAGAAGUUUCAAGACUCAUGUUGUCCUGUCAGGAAGUUUAUUUUAGAAGUCUGCUUAUACAGUAUAUAAAAAUCUUGAUUAAAAAUUCUCAUACAUACACAUUGCUGAAUGUGAUGGUGGUGAUUAUACCAUCUCUCAUUAAGAUAAUAAUACCAAAGCAGCAUACAAUUAAACAUUCAAUAUAAUACAACAAUUAAAUAACAAAUAUGUUGAGAUGUUUUAUUUGUUAUACAUAUAGCCUACUCCAGGGGUUGCCAAAGUUUUGGGCCCCAGGAGCACAUUUGCAAACUAGAGAAACUCAUGACCGCUACUCGCCGAGAAGUGACUAUUGUGAAGGCAACUGCUGGGUGUAAAGUGGUCGUGUGUGUGUGUCCUGGUUAUAGUGCUUCUGAUGGAAUCUUCCAUGCAGUUCUCAACUCUCAAAAGAUCUACAUGAAUCUCUUGUUUACAGGCUAAUCAUUCUGCUGCUCCAUCACUCCAGUGCAGAAACAGUCAAUGAAACCUUUUUUUAAAAAAGCAGAAAACCAGAAGUGCUACACAGCAUAUGUACAACUCUCCCUCUCCUUUCCUAGUUUUCUCAUCCUUAAAAGGGAGGAGGGAGGAAGCCCACGUGGUCCAAUAAAUAGAUAGCAGGACUUGGAUUUGGGUGGCCCAGAUUCAAGUCAUGCCUAUGAUAGAUUCAUUAUAUAGGCUUGGCUAAGGGUGCGAUCCAACUUGCAUUUACACCAGGCUGAAGGGAGUUGGAUGCAGUGGAUCUCCAGCUGAGCCGGCUGGGUCCCGGCUCAGCCAGGCUAUGCUGGCAUAAGUCCGUCAGCCUGGCUGAGCCAGGGCUCAGCUGGGCUAGCCUGGCUCAGCCAGAACCCAGCCAACUUAGCUAAGACUGGUGCAAGUGGAGCCGGCGUAAGCCAUGUAAGGCCCCCAAAAGAGCGUGUUGGGGAAGGGCCCGAGCGGGAGAGGCUGAGAGAACUUAGGCCACAUCCAACUCAUGUUCAGAGUGCUCCUGCAGGGCCCAAUCCAGGCAAAAGUUACACUGGGAAAAGGUCAGUCUAAGAAAAUAAUUGCAAUAGAAGUCAAUGGAGAGGGCUUACUCCCCAGUAGAGGUCAUUGAGAGAACAGGCUUUUACUUUCUAGUCCCAGUGUGCAGCUCCCGGCUAAGCCGGCAUUCAGCCAACCCAGCAGCUUCUGAAUAGCAACUGGAUGCAGCCGAAUGUUAUGCUGGCUUCUCUUUCACCAGCACAACUUACACCAGCGUCCCCUGAGUUGAAGUGCUCUGUUGAGCCUCAGUGGCCUGUUUAUACAAUAGUAUUAAUAAUGACCUCACAGGUUGACUCUAUGAAUAAGCUGAAUAAAGGCCCUUAACGUUAUUGUGUUCAAUAGUAGAACACAUACUUUUGCAUACAGAAGGUCCUAGGUUCAAUCCCCGGCAUAUCCAGGCAAGGCUGGGAGAGAGCCCUAUCUGAAACCCAGGGGCUGCUGCCACUCAGUGUAGACCCAGGCAUUUGACAGCUCAGGGAGACUGUUCUUGGCAACCUGAAGAUCACUGGAUGAAAUAAUGUUUUUAAAUGUAAUUAUUUUUAGAAUGUUUUACAACUGUUUUUCUACUGCUUUUUAAUUGUUUUGUUGAUGUGUUUGCUGCCCUGAGCACCUUCAGGAGGAAGGGCGGGAUAUAAAUUCAGUAAAUAAAUAAUAUUAAUAAAUAGACAAUACUAAGCUAAACCUACCAAUGAUCCGAUGUUCCUAAGUGUGUGCCUGAAAAAUACAGCAGCGACUAGAAACGCAUGACUUAUUUGCAGAGUUUUAUUUUAGGCAAAUUAACUUGCUAGCACAAAUGUAAUUGGGCUUAUUUUUAAAAUCCUCUUGAUGAUGCUUUGGUUUUCCUUGUGGGAUUGCAGAUAGAAAACUAGCAUCUGGUGUUUGAGGCUGCUGGGGAUUUGCACCAUAUUAUGUGUAAUAGCGCCACUGUAAAUAAACAAAAUGAAUAAUUAAAUGACUAUUAAGGUGGCCUGAGUGAUAAUAUUUUUAAAACAUUCUCUACAGUGGAACUGAUACUGCGUUUUGUACUAUGGGGAUGCAUGCUGGGUUGGAUUUGCAAAGGGGUCAUCCUUUAUGGACAUGAGGCAAGAUGAAUGCUCAUGCAGAAAAUCUAAAAUGUAAAUUAAUCAGUGUAUUCAGGCUUCUGUCUAAGUGACUACCAUUUUUAUCUUAAAAAAAUAAA
This is a messenger RNA of Rhineura floridana, 3449 nucleotides long. It is a transcript of the gene EFCAB11, whose product is annotated as EF-hand calcium binding domain 11. The record is from RefSeq and is a predicted model, not a curated record. The transcript is spliced from 6 exons. Lineage: Eukaryota; Metazoa; Chordata; Lepidosauria; Squamata; Rhineuridae. Gene Ontology annotation, molecular function: calcium ion binding. The coding region runs from base 121 to 582 and encodes 153 amino acids.